AUGACUGUUAUUAAUGUUGUUUAUUAUGCUUCGUUCUAUGAAUUUUUUAUUGUAGAGAGGAAUCAGUUAACUGAACAGAAAUCUUUAUUCGAGUCACAUUCAGUCUACUGGGAUGUUCGUCAUAUUCUUUACUUUUUAGCGAACAAGAGACGAAAGAUGGCUGAUGAGGACACAAAAAAUAAUGUGGAAGGUUGUUGUAGGUAUAGUACAAGUAAAGCUGGUAUGGAAGGCUUGGACAAGGCUACAAUUAUGGAAAUUAUACUGGAAAAUUCUAAAGGCUCCAAGUACUACGAAAAUGAAUUAAGAAGGGAACGAACUCUUCGUCAACAGGUGGAACAGAAGCUAAAAAUUAUAAAAUCGCUGACUCCAGCCAUGGUGAGAAGUGGUGAAAUGGAGGCAGAUAUUAUACUCAAAGAAUUAAAGCAUGGAAGACGUUUUUCCCGGUUGAUUGUACAUGUAGAUAUGGAUGCGUUUUAUGCAGCAGUUGAAAUACGUGAUCAACCUGAACUUAGACAUCAUCCAGUGGCUGUUGGUAGUAAUAGUAUGUUGUCUACAAGUAAUUAUAUCGCUCGUCGAUUUGGUGUACGUGCUGGUCUACCUGGAUUUUUAGGCAAAAAACUUUGUCCUCAGUUGAAAAUUAUACCGUGUGAUUUUGUCAAGUACACUACCACCAGCCGUGUUGUACGAUCUAUUCUUAUGGAAUAUGCUUCUACAGGAAAUGCACUAGAUUCUUCUAGAUCAGACAUCAUACCAUUUUCAGCUGUCAGUCUUGAUGAAGCUUAUCUAGAUUUGACAGAUCACUUGAUUGAACGCUGUGAAUUCACUGUUGAACGACGUACAUUUUGGCCUAGAUCUGCUCCUGGUGCACCAAUGCUAGUUUGCCGUUGUCGCUCACGUUCUAAAAAUUCACAAUCUAAAACUUCGAAUAAGAACUGUAGUGACGGUCAACUGCAAUCACUCAUGGAUGAUAAUCCUGAAAGUAAUUCUAAUUCUUGUCAAGAAGUCAAAACAUUAUCUACUGAAUCACCUCUUACUGUUUCAAAACCUAAGUAUUGUGAUCCCGAAUUGGAAGUCUGUGAUGAAUGUGGCUUAUUGUGUAAAUCUGGUCGUCGAAUAUUUGGUCUAUCAGCUUGGGAGGCAGUUCGAGAAAUGCGAUUUCGUGUCUUUUGUGCCACAAGUCUCACAUGUAGUGCUGGUAUUGGUCCAAACACUUUGAUCGCGAAAAUCGCUUCUGAUUGGAUAAAACCGUGUGGACAGUAUGAAGUUCCUAAUACGUUGGACGCUGUUGAUCAGUUUAUGCGAACCAUGCCCGUGAGAAAAGUUCCAGGUAUUGGUUAUGUUACAGAACGUCGUUUGGAUGCAUUUGGAGUUAAAACAUGCUCUGAUUUAAUUGACAAACGUGGUUUACUCUGGCACGUAAGCACUCGAACAACAAUGAUCUACUAUAUGCGUAUUGCAUUGGGACAUUCUGAUGAUCAAUGGUUAAUUCAUUUCAAACAUUAUUCUGAUGAGAAAUCUAAUGGAGUUUGUGAACGUGAUGACACAAACAAUGCUUCUUCUGCACAAGGGCAAAUAGAAUUAAAUAGAAAGAGUAUGAGUGUAGAAAGAACAUUUCCAGAUACUUGUGACGAAGGUGAACUGAUGCAUCGCUGUGAACAACUUGCUCAAAUGCUGUCAAGUGACUUGAGAGAGGAACAUGUUAAAGGUCAAUUGCUUACACUCAAAAUGAAGUUGGAUACAUUUGAAGUUCGCACGAAAUCCCAACUUUUGCCAGAUCAUACUCAUCAUACAGAGAUUAUAAACUCCUUUGGUCGUGAGUUAUUACGUGAGGAAAUGAUUGCUUAUAAAUCUAAUCCUGGGAUCAAUAAACAACUCACUUUACGCCUUAUGGGUUUACGUAUGUCUAAUCUACUACCUGUUGAAAUGUGUUCACAUAUUCGUCAGCGUAGUGUAGAAGAAGCUUUUAUGCAUGCACUGACAACCAGCAGUAAUUGUAUAAGUCCUGUAAAACCAGUAAAUUCUGAUAUUCUCACUAAGGAUGUAAUACAGAAUAAAACAUCUACUCAACUAAAUAAAGCACAUAUUGUUAAACCUUCAUCUAAGUUGAAACAAUCUACAAAAAGCAAAUCAAAAAAAUUGAAGCAGUCUAAUAAGAAAACAGAAAGAAAAUCGAAAUCUUCAUGUAGUUCUGUAUCUUCAUCACCAUUGUUUACUUCAAGCACAAUUUUGUGCAUCAUGGGUGCCAAGAAAUACAUCACUAAAGGUAAUGAACCUAAAGAGGGUUAAAAACACAUAUUCAUGAACGGAAAAGUAACAAUCGCACAUUCACAAGCCAUCAUUACUGUUGUAUUGUGUUACACCAAUGAAAGGUACGAGAUUCUCAUUUGGUUCAAUAUGCAGUGAA
Heterobilharzia americana is the source of this 2404-nucleotide messenger RNA. NCBI's taxonomy places the organism in Eukaryota, Metazoa, Platyhelminthes, Trematoda, Strigeidida, Schistosomatidae. The record is from the annotation of a GenBank genome assembly.